Peniophora sp. CBMAI 1063 is the source of this 1785-nucleotide messenger RNA. The record is from the annotation of a GenBank genome assembly. NCBI's taxonomy places the organism in Eukaryota, Fungi, Basidiomycota, Agaricomycetes, Russulales, Peniophoraceae.
AUGCCCAUUACCUUACCACCGGAGCUUCUUCUCGCCAUCUUCCAGGUCCUUGUCAUCGAGCAACCUCCCGAGACACGGUCAUCCCUCAGAACACGAUGCACGCAUGCACAAGGCGCAGAGGCCAGUAGGCCGUACGGAUACGCAUACAAUUACCCGUCAGGACCUCCAGCAGUGCAGCCGGACGCAGCAUACGGCUCUGUCAUAACGCCAGAGGCGGCGUCCGACCAAUCACCAUCCAGCACGACUAUAGCUCAUUGUGCAACAUGCCACCUUCGCCGUCUCGGAUGGGUCACUAUAACACACGUCUGUGGGUCGUGGCGAACUAUCGCGCUUUCAGCCCCGAGUCUAUGGACUUCUAUCGACUGUGAUGCGCUUAACGACAACUUUAUCGAGAUGUUCUUGAAGAAUAGCCAGCAGAACAUGCUGGACGUACUCUCUCCAAGGAUCGAGCUUUGGAUCAAUGGACAGGCUGGCAUGUCCAAAGCAUCCGUGAUUGAGCGGGCGCAUCCCCGUAUCAAAACUCUGGUUGUGGACCAUUCGGGACUCGUGGCCUUACGAAACGUCAUAGCCAGGCACCCAUUGAGUCGUCUCCGAAGCUUGACUGUUCAAGGGGUCAUGGACACCCAGGACUUUCCCGAGCCCCUCGAGAUCCUUAAGCCGUCGAAUUUGCGCGAACUGCGUAUUACCGGCUACGUGUACGGCGCCGCGGUUAUCCAUAACCCCUCCCUGCACAAUCUACGCCUCCUUUCCAUUGAUAUCUGCAACGGAUCCUGUUCUACGAUCCUCGAAGUGCUACGUCCUAUGAGCCAGUUAGAAGUUUUCCGCCUACGAAACUUCGGCACGACGGAGCUGAUGCACGGGGGUGAUAUUAUUGAGCUUCCUCGAUGCCGGGAGAUCAGUCUUCAAAAUGGUCAUGACACUGUCAUCGCGACUAUACUCAGUCUCCUUCGCCUUCCUGUGGAUGCCCGCUUCCACCUGUGGGCCGAAGUGGUCUGUGAAAACCUAUACUCCAUACAGUGCCUUGCCGCCCUUCGAUCACACUAUCAACGAGGUGGAUAUUGGCUGCACGGACGCUCCCUGAGCGCCCACUUCUCUCACUCUGGAGUGAAGAGUAAGAAUGGAAGCUUCGCGCUCGAAUGGACGAUCAGUACCCUCAGCCGUCCGGAGCCUAACGUGACGGUGUCAGAGUUUGCCGUCAGGUUGAGCUGCACCACAUUAGUGAGCGCGCAGGCGCGAGAUUGCUUGGCCACGGAACACGUCGAACUCUUCGGUCUCGCAUCGUUAUUGGGCGUUGGAGUCCACGAGCUUCGCAUGUCUCCUUCAGCAAAGGAUAACGUGAUCGACCCGCACGCGAUGCUACAGCGCCACUUCUAUAGCUGGACGUCCCUCGAGCGCAUUCGCGUGGCAGGAAUAGACCUCAUAUCCGCGGUAGUCGACGACCUUACGCCGCGACAUGAGCACGCCCUCCCAUUUCCCGCCUUGACCGAGAUCAGCCUGCUCGACUUUCCCAUGUGGAUGCUAGUGAACGACUGGAACGAACUCAAGAAGAGGCUGCUGCUUCUACUGCGCUCUCGAUCAAAUCUUGGGGCCCCUAUUCGGUUACUCAAGUUCUCAAACACGGACUUGCUGAAGGGGACGACAUUGUGGGCUGAGUUAUUAGCUUUGACUCAUGUCUGCAAAGAGACGCAGAGUGAUAACUGCUCUUCACCUCUCGACACACCGGAGAGGAAGGUGCACGGUAUCCCAAUGUCGAUAGCGCUGGGUGAAGGCGAGAAUUGGGAUUGA